AUGUCCGACGACGCAGCGCAGCACGCCCAGGCCGACCAGCUCAAGCAGCAGGGCAACGACGCCUACAAGAAGCGCGACUUUGCCAACGCAAAGGACCUCUACCAGCAGGCUUGGGACACGUUCCAGGACAUCACCUACCUCAACAACCUCGCAGCCGUCCACUUUGAGGAGGGCGACUUUGACAAGGCGAUCGAGACGUGCAACAAGGCCGUCGACGAGGGCCGCGACCGCCGCGCCGACUUCAAGCUCAUCGCCAAGGCCCUCGGUCGCAUCGGCACGUCCUACGUCCGCAAGGGCGACUUUGACAACGGCGUCAAGUACCUCCAGAAGUCGCUCCUCGAGCACCGCACGCCCGACGUCCUCGCCAAGCUCAAGGACGCCGAGAAGCAGGCCUCGGAGCAGGCGCGCCUCGCCUACAUCGACCCGCAAAAGGCCGACGUCGCGCGCGAGGAGGGCAACACGGCCUUCCGCCAGGGCGACUUUGCGAGCGCCGUGACGCACUACGCCGAGAGCAUCAAGCGCAACCCGGACGACCCGCGCGGGUUCACCAACCGCGCCGCCGCCUACACCAAGCUCAUGGCGCUCCCCGAGGCGCUCAAGGACGCCGAGAAGGCCAUCGAGAUGGACCCGACGUUCGUCAAGGGCUACAUCCGCAAGUCGCACGUCCUGUUCGCCAUGAAGGAGUUUGACAAGGCCCUCGCAGCAGUCGAGCUCGCCGCCGAGAAGGACACGGCGCAGGCGCACACCAAGGAGAUCACGCAGCAGUUCGCCAAGGUGACGCAGAACAUGGCGUCGGCGCGCGCGGGCGAGUCGGACGAGCAGGCGUACGCGCGCGCCAUGCGCGACCCCGAGGUGCAGCAGAUCAUGGCCGACCCGGCCUUCCAGAGCAUCCUCCAGCAGGCGCAGCAGGACCCGGCGAGCCUCCAGCAGCACAUGAUGAAGAACGCCGACGUGAGGAAAAAGGUCGAGGUCCUCGUUCGCGCUGGCAUCAUCAAGACCGGCCCUCGCUGAGCGCUGCCGUCCUCCUCGCUGGCUCCCUCUUCUCGCCCGACCCUCGUCACCCCCCUCUCGCUACUCGCGCCCUCCUCCCCC
Molecule: messenger RNA, 1092 nt
Organism: Rhodotorula graminis WP1
Lineage: Eukaryota; Fungi; Basidiomycota; Microbotryomycetes; Sporidiobolales; Sporidiobolaceae
Exons: 7
Coding region: 1-1011 (336 amino acids)
Molecular function (GO): Hsp90 protein binding
Source: RefSeq, a predicted model, not a curated record